CUUCACCCUGCAUGCACGGUGACAGGGAAAGGUGCCCACGGUCCUUUUUUGGAGACCUUUAUGCCCUCCCCAAGGGAAGAAAGCAGAGCCACGAGGACACCUCCAAAGCUUGAGGGAUUCUGGGGACAGGAGGGAGCCAGGCAGGGUGCAGAGAAGUCGAGCAGCGAGGUGGCUGCACCCCAUCCAGAAAGAGAAAUGAGCCCCUGCAGCACCUGCCCAAGCUGAGCAUCCCCUGCCUGCAACAGCUGCCUCAAACUGCUGCUGCCUGGAUUCCUUGCUUUUGGGAGCUUUGCAGAAGGAGUUCCAUCACCUUUGCAUCAGUUCCACCAGAUGCUGAGGCUCAGGGUCCACAUCCAGCCCUGAACUGGGUGCUGUUCAAUCCUGCGGGACCAACUGUUGUUUCCACUCCCUGGCAUCCAGGGCCAUUCAGUGGAGGAUGUGCCAUGCUGCCAAAUCACUGCCACAGCUGUGUGCUGAUUCCGAGAAUCUCAUGGACCUCUGUCGUGCGCAUGUUUUCUUCUUUCCAUAAGCUGUAAUAAAGCUGAUGUAAGCAGGGGAGCUCCUGCCCAAAUGGGUUGUGCAGGCACAUCCAGCACCUGGAGCAAGGGUUUCUCCUAGCCGUUCUUUGGGGCCCAGCCCUUCCGUGGGAAACAGCAAAACGCUGCACAAACAGAAGUCCACGUGGCUGUUUCAGAUUAUAGAAACCGAAAAUCUGACCCUGAACUCCAAAUACAGGAUGUAAACCCAUCCUCCUUCUCUGUUUGAUGGUGCUGACACCAAUGCUUUCUGAAAUGGUACUUAAAAUGGAGAAGAAAAUGCAUGAAAGCAGCCAUAGAUCCUGCAUGUAAAUAAAAAACUGAUUGCCACAGCAAGUUGCUUUGGCUGCCUUUGGCUGCAGGUGCAUGGCUGUGGUUUUGCAUGGGAACCCUGCAGCCAUCCCAGUGGUGCAGCAGUGAUGCUGCUGCCAGCACUGGGGCUGCCCCUCUAACUGUGUGUCUUUGCAGGGGCUGCAGCAGAGUACAUAAGGUCAGUGCUGUCCAGCAGGUGAGUCCAUCUCUGUCCUUUUUGUGCAUGGGAUGGAGCAGGAUGGGUCUGCACAGCCCUGGGAUGGGGACAGCACAGGGGAUGUGUGGUGGGGACACAGAGGAAGGACAGCAGCUGGACAACCCCAACUUCAACUGCUGCUUCCUCCUGGGAACUCAAUGGGCAACAGCCACUGCCACCUGCCUGCACUUCCCCUGUGCCAUCAGUGACCAGCACAUCCACUGGGAUGUGUUCCUUUCCCACUGAGCUCAGGGGUCCUAAGGCCGUGGAGCUGUGCCCAUUCUGUGCCCUGAAAACAUUUAAGUAACUUUUUCCACAGAUGCAUGCAUGGAAUUUCCCUAGGGCGCAGAAAGGUGACCCAAAGAAGUCGCCAGCCUGAGGGGUGGAGACCUUCAAAAUCAUUUAUGCCACCGUCCAAGACAUGGCCCAGUUGCAGAUAGAUGAUGAGAAGAUGAGCAGCAGCACAUUGGGGUGCUGGGAGCAAGAGAAAAGCCCCUGUUUGAUGGUCGUUGAGCUGCAUCCCAUGGCACAGCCCUGCAGUGCCCACAUGUCUGCUGUGAGCAUGGAUCCCUGCCACUGGGGAGUCAUCCCCAUCACGGACACAGUGCUCAUCUGAGACAAGAGAUCUGAUUGUGUGUUGCUAUCUGGGUGAGAUUUGGGAUCCUAUAUCUGCCCUCUGUGGCCACACCAGGGGACAUGGACCAAAACUGUGGCUGCACACCCAGCCUUGCCCUGCAGAGAAGUUGCUCCUUGGAUGCUCCUGCAGAGAGAAGCCUCAGCAGAGGCUGUGCAGAGGGACGGGACGGCUCAGUGAAACUUCAGCCACAUUUUUUUUUUUUCUUUUUUCUUUUUAACUUGCUGAAUAUUUUAAUGCUUCGGUUAUUGAACAAAGAAAGUAAAAUAACACUUUGUAAAAUGUGGUAGAAGACCAAGUGUGAGAACACACACCUCUGCCAUGCACUGAGUUUCCACGGCACUGCUUGCAGCGACCUCACAGCCCCCGCAGUGCCCAUCCACUACACCCAGCACUGCUCUGUGCUGCAGUUCAGCUAUGGCUGGUCCUGCAGGAGAUGGUGCAAGGCUGCACUGGGAGGGAGGGGGUUCCCUCUCAGGGGAAAACGUGACAAGGAAUGUGGCCUGGUGCCAUUCUGCACAACUCCUUGUAUAUACUGGUAUGUGAAGCACUGGAGCUUUGUGGUUGCAAGCAGCUCUGAACCCCCCUGAGCAGCCCCCAGCCUUUAGAUCCUGCAUGGGGAGCACAGCUGGGGCUGCUCCUUAGCAGGGCUGGGCUGCAGGGGGGGAAUGUGUUGCUUUGCAUUGUCCCAGUGCCCCUCGCCAUCCAUUUCCAGACGGACACAUCUUCCCACGUGCUGCUUCCCCCGCUCUUUGUCUUGUCUGCACGGAUACUGAAUUAUUCAGGGAUGGAACCGGAGAUCCUUUGAAGUGCCUGGCACAGGAGAGCCCUCUAGGAGCUGCCAGAAUAGAAAUGCAAGACACAUCUGAGCUCCAUUUCUUUCUGCUUCUUUUUUUUUUUUUUUGAUGAAAAGCAUCUUAUUGACAAACCCACGGUGCGUUUUCUGCAUUUUCACAGCAUGGUCAUAUACGGUUCGUUUUUCUGUUUCUUAAAUUCAUACUCAUCAAUUAAAAACAGAUUUAAUGCUCUGUGGAUCAUGUGUUUAUCCAAAGGGUUCAUCUGUGUGGCAUCAAAUCCGUCCCAGCUCUCUGCUGCCGAAUGGGGCUGUGCACAAUGUAGUGUGUGGCACUGGGGCAUCGCCACCUCCGUUGCCCCAUCACAGCUUCAGAAAUGCCCCCGGGGAUAAUUUUAGGCCAUGAAUCACCCCGUGAUGUUGCCGACACCUUCAUGUUCACAGGAAGCCGUUGGCAGGGCAAAAAAGGGGAAGGAAGGCACUGUGGGGCCUCGAGGGGGGGGGGGGUUCAGGAGAGGAUGGAGGCGAAAGGAGCGGGGCGCGGGGGACUCUGCCUUGCUGUGCUCUGUGUGGGUGUUGCACUCGCCCUCAAGGGAGAGGAUCAGGGAGAUAACAACAUCACCCAGCACAGUGAUAUCUCGGAGGCUACGGGAGCUCCCACUACAGCCACCUGGGAUGUGAGCGGGCUGACAACGGGACCAGUGGGCUCCCCCAGCCCCUCUGAUACUGGGAACCUCACCACCAUCACUGUGCCACUGCAAGCAGAUGCCCCAGGGAACCAAACCCGAAACGAAUCGGGUUUCCCCAUCAGGUACUGGUCCCCCAUCAUUUUUGUGGUCCUUGCUCUGCUCGUGCUCUUCUUCACCUACCGCAGGACCAAAGGCAAUGGGUCACAAGAGCCAACCACCUCCAUCAGUGACUUUUCAGAUGUGGCCGACCCAGAAAAUGACACAGCUUUGACUGUUCCUGCUGCCCAGAAGAGAUCAGACAACCCUCUGCCCCAGGAGCUGAGCAAGACUACCCCCUGCCAGCCAGCCCCCUCCUCAGAACAGCUUUCCCAGCAGCCCACGAAUCCCACCGCUGUAGGCGCUUCCCUCUGCUCUGGGGUUCCUGUUGAUGACUGAGUGUGAAGCAGGGGAAUCAUCAGCUUUUGGACACCCUGAAGGAGCACGAGGCCACUCCAGUGGGACAAACUGUGCCAACACACCUGGGCAGGAGACAGAUGGAUGCUAGAGGAUGCGAGCAUCAUACACCACCUUGGUCCAGCCAAAGGAUGCUCCAGUGCAUGGCCACCUCCCUGCAAAAUGAGGACCUGUGUGAGACGUGUACAUUUACUGCACCCAAGGAUAGGUCUUGGGGGUGUCACAAUGGAACCAAUAAAGCAGCCUUUUGCCCCAGAAAUCCUGGAUUUUCUGCACCCUGUGCAUCAAGCUGUCGUUUACUCCCACGUGGCCCAGCACACAGGAGGAGUGGGGGCAGCUAAGGACUUACAUGCAGAGAAAAGGGGAAUGGUUGGAAAUGUUGGUGCUAAAUUAUUCAUCUGGGGGAGAGAUCAUGCAGCGAGCAGCAGCCCCAUCUGCCUCUUACUCUGCUCCCUCCAUGCACAGCAAAGUGCAAGGUGCAGGCCCCCAGGGUGAUGCGUGGGGGCUGAGAGUGGGGACUCAAAAAGCACUGAAAAAAACAUCAAAGGGACCACCAACAUCCCCUCCCAGUGACACGGGUGGAGGUGCAGGUGGGUGCUGAGCUGUGGGCGUUGUGCACAUCUGCUGUUUGCAUGCAGCGGGGUUUGCAGGCUGUGGGGUGGGAAACACACAAGUCCCAAAGGCUUUGGGUAUUUCUUCAGCCCUCUGCUUGUGCUCUGCUCACCCCAAGCCCUUGGCCCUGGAAAAGCUCAAAAUCCCUGUCCUCAUCAUCUCCAAAUUGUUGGCCACAUAAUCCUCAAAAUUUGGCUCCAUAAACUCCAAACCCACAGCUCCAUAAAGCAAAAGUCCCAUAAACUGCAAGCCCACAGCUCCAUAAACAUCAGUUACAUCCCUCAGAAACCCUAAGACCUCGGCACCAUAAAUCCCCAACCAUUGGCCAUGCAAACCCCAAGUCCUCGCUACCCCCAUCCCCAAAUGUUUGGUCCCAUAAAUCCCCAAUCGUGUCCUCAUCAAACCCAAAAUUUUGCCUACACAACCCCCAAACCCACAGCUCCACAAGCCACCAACUCUCACCUCCAUUAACACCAAAUCCUUGCCUCCAUAAACACCAGGAGCACGGUCCCAUAAACCCAAACCCUUGGCCAUGUCAGCCUUAGACCCUGGGCUCCAGAAACCUUAAAUCCUUUCUCCCACAAACUCCAAACAUCAGCCCCACAAACUCACGUCCCAUAGCUGUGCUGUGCGACCUCCCAGGGCAGGAUGCCACUCCCCCCAUCGCGCUCUCUAGAGGCCAUAUAUGGCACUGCAGGUGUUGGGUUGGUGGGGGGGGUGA
Meleagris gallopavo (turkey) is the source of this 4946-nucleotide messenger RNA. RefSeq lists its product as uncharacterized. Lineage: Eukaryota; Metazoa; Chordata; Aves; Galliformes; Phasianidae. The record is from RefSeq and is a predicted model, not a curated record.